AUGCCGGACAGUGUUGAAAUGACGGCCACCAAAGGUGGUGGCAAUAUUUCCACCACUUUUGAUGGAGAUGGGUUUACCAAAGGGUCUGUGGCCCAGAAGUAUAUCGGCACCAUGGCCGAUCAGAGAGAUAUGCAAGCUUUGGGAAAGGAACAAGUCUUGAGGAGAAACUUUCGCUUCAUCUCGAUCGUUGCCUUCGGCUGUACUCUGAUUGCUUCAUGGGAGGUUGUGCUGACUAUGAUGAGCUCGCCUUUGGUCGAUGGUGGUACUGCUGGUUUUAUUUGGGGAUUUGUGGUGGUUACGGUUGGCGUGCUGCUGCUAUUUGCCAGUCUGGCGGAAAUGGCUUCCAUGGCACCAACCGCGGGUGGCCAGUACCAUUGGGUCUCCGAAUUUGCUCCUAAGAGCUGUCAGAAGUUUUUGAGCUAUAUCACCGCCCGAUCGCAUAUAGGCUGGCUGUGCGCUACAGGCUGGGAAUGCGCCAUUGUGUCGAUUGCUUUCCUGGCAGGCACCAUCAUCCAAGGACUCGCUAUUCUGAACUACCCCGAUUACGUCUUUAAGCAAUGGCAUGGCACCCUCAUCACCAUUGCGAUCACCCUCUUUUCGGUUCUCUUCAACACCUUCCUGGCCAAGAAGCUCCCUCUUGUGGAAGCCUUCAUCUUAAUUCUGCACGUCGCGGGUUUCUUCAUUGUAAUCAUCCCACUCUGGGUGCUGGCACCCAUCAGUGACGCCAAGACCGUUUUCACGCAGUUCACCAACGGUGGCGAUUGGAAUAGCAAUGGCACUGCCACGAUGGUCGGUCUGAUCACAGCACUGACAGCCAUGAUCGGCUACGACUGUACUGUCCACAUGUCCGAAGAAGUCCGGGACGCUUCCACGACCAUUCCCAAGGCUAUUAUGGCGGCCUGCUCGUUGAACGGAAUCCUGGCCUUUAUUGUCAUGGUCACUCUGUGCUUUACCCUGGGCAACGUGGAUGAGGUCCUCGCAUCGGACACCGGCUAUCCUUUCAUCCAGGUCUUCUUCAACGCGACUAAAAGCUACGCGGCCACUAAUGCAAUGACCGCCGUUGUGACCAUGUCUCUUAUUUCCAGUGUGAUUACUGAAGUCGCCACUGCUUCCCGUCAGCUCUGGUCAUUUGCCCGUGAUGGGGGCGUCCCACUCGCUAGCUAUUUCGGUCAUGUCAACCCGAACUGGAACAUUCCCCUCAACGCUGUCAUUGUGUCCCUCGUCCUCACGAUCCUUUUGUCCCUCAUCAAUAUCGGCUCCACCGUCGCCCUUGAUGCCCUGAUCACUCUCACCGUCGGAGCGUUGUUGAACUCGUACAUCGUCACCGUCUCCUGUAUUGCGCUGAAGCGCAUCCGCGGGGAGCCUCUUCCUCCGCAUCGGUGGUCGUUGGGUCGCUGGGGACUCUGGGUCAACCUCGGGGCCCUCGCCUUCCUCAUCCCGGAAUUCAUCUUCGUCAUGUUUCCGCUUUACUCGACUGUGGAUCCCACGACGAUGAACUGGAGCUCGCUCAUGUAUGGUGGCAUGUUGAUUUUCUCCAUCAUCUAUUAUCUGUUGUAUGGGCGGAAGACGUAUGUGCCGCCCGUGGCUCUGGUCCAGCGUGAACUAUGAUUCGGUCGCUCGUCUAUCCUCUCGUGCUUGGCCACGCCACCUCUUUCCAUUUCGGCGACUCUGGCUCCUGGACAGGACCUGCCGCUGAUUGUCUCCACUGCGCCAGCCUAUGUUUAGUUGGCUUCACCGGUGCCCCUGCUUCGCCGGAUCAACGGAGUGGGAAACUAUGUUAAUUAACCAUUCAUAUUUCGAGAUGACGGUCGGGAUCAUGAUCCUUCCGUGGCCUGCCUACAGCCACAGCAAUACAGCGUUAAUAUUGAGACUUCACCGUAUAAUUUGGUCCUUUCUCCACUGAUAAGACUACGAAACUCAAAUCAACCGAAUUUGAUUGCGUCUGGAACCAAAUUUAUAU
Aspergillus ibericus CBS 121593 is the source of this 1960-nucleotide messenger RNA. RefSeq names its product amino acid transporter. The transcript has 7 exons. Bases 1 to 1608 code for a protein of 535 amino acids. Gene Ontology annotation, biological process: transmembrane transport. Gene Ontology annotation, molecular function: transmembrane transporter activity. The record is from RefSeq and is a predicted model, not a curated record. Gene Ontology annotation, cellular component: membrane. NCBI's taxonomy places the organism in Eukaryota, Fungi, Ascomycota, Eurotiomycetes, Eurotiales, Aspergillaceae.